Molecule: messenger RNA, 2053 nt
Organism: Laetiporus sulphureus 93-53
Lineage: Eukaryota; Fungi; Basidiomycota; Agaricomycetes; Polyporales; Laetiporaceae
Exons: 2
Coding region: 327-1790 (487 amino acids)
Source: RefSeq, a predicted model, not a curated record
GUCGCGGCAGGCGCAGAAGUUCUUCCUUGGGAGCAGACUUCUUGUUCUUUCCCAUGUAUCUUGCUCGCGACGAGUAGCGUGCAAGAGAACGGCUCGCAGGGGAGACCAGGCUAAUUGAUAAGAGCGAAUAUUGCAAAUCAAGGCAUUCAAACGGAGGAAUCUCUAGGAAUCUGCUUAUGGCAACAAUACAAUUCUACAACUACGCAAGCUGUCUGACUCGUGGGCGAUGCCGUCCUCGCGAUGGGCAGUGCAACGCCUCCCGGGUUUCAUACAGUUUGUCGCUCUCUUAAUUCCUCGCUGUCUGUCGACUUGCGCUCACUGUCAUCAUGCCGCCCACCGUUCCAUGGCUCCCAUCUUCGUCCGGACGCGGCCUGCUCACACGCACCCUCCAACUGCGCAACGAUGCACAGGCCGACUUCGCUGCUGUCAAGUCGCAAUGGGCGAACCCAAAUGACAUCCUCAGUAUCCUUACCAUCAUCGGUGGGGACAUCGUCAAGACUGCCCUCGCAUCCCUCGCCGCGCCCACCCCGCUCUUUGGCUUUCUUCCUCUCACUCCCGUGGCUUUCUCGUUUGGCUGGGUAGGCUACGCCUUCUCCGCAAUUCUCUCGUCCAUCGGCGAUGGCAAGCUAAUGCCUGCCCCCGACUGUUCCGCGAUACUUGUCAAUGCGCGCUCGGGGUACAGUCGCCCCAUCAACUCCUUCAUCCUCUCCCGGCUUGUGCGUGACUACGAGUGUCCCAAUAAGCGCGGGCUCACCGUCGCCUUCUUCCGCACCUCGCCCUCGCGGCCCGCCGGCAUGCCGGCGCGCGACUGGGUGUACUGGAGCGGCCUCGAAAUGAUGGUGUGCCAGAUCGGUAUCGCAUGCAUCCCUGGCGCGCUCUCCGGGAACUGGCUCAUCCUCAUCCUCACCGUUGGUGGGACGCUCCUCGCGCUCCUCCAGGGCGCACUCCCGCAGUGGCGCCAGGAGAAGUGGUCCGCGCGCAAGGUCGCGCCUGGCAAGCAGGACGUCGUGUGUCUUACACGCGGGAACGGCUCGGUCAGUGUGCUCGUGAUCGUGAGCGACGGCUGCGGAUACAAGCUCGAGGACCUCGCGGCUGCCCGCGAGGUGCAUUCGCGCGUGACGGCACCCGCGACGUUCGUGCUCGCUGCGCUGUGGAUCGUGCACCUCAUCACGACGGAGAGCCUCAAUUCGAGUGCGUGGUAUUCGCUUGCGGUUGGCGGGCUGGGCAUGCUCCAGAAUGUGAUCGCAGCGGGCGCACGGCGGGAGGCGGGCGCACUGGGAUUCCACUUGGAGAAGGGACCUGUGGUACAUGAGAAGAACGUUUUCGGGACGUUGAAAAAGGUGGAGGAGAUGGCUGAUGACAAGGAGUCCGCUGUGGAUAUGGGUCGAGGGGUAGGUCUCUCGCUGAUUCCGAUCUUCUUCCCGGGAGGGCUUAGGGAGGACGAGGAAAAAUGGGUGAAGGAGAGGACAAAGAUCAACAAAAUGCUGGAUCAUAAAGACAAGGAACGCGCCACGUUCAACGCGGCGAAGGUAUCGUCGCCAUCGGCCGCGCCAAUUCAAGAAAUGGCGAAGUCAACCAUUGCGAGCGACACGAAGAUGAGCCGCUCAAUGACCCGAAACGACAGUCCAGGCGAGCUGAAGGACGAGUACUUUUGGGGGCCAGACCGUACUUCGCCAGUAGAGCUACAGUACUCUGAGUACGAGAAGCUGGACAAGAACGGCACGUCUGCGACAGCGACUGAAGUUGGUCGCGCGUCAUCCUCGGACACCUCCACUCAGCCAUGCCACUGAGGCCGCCUUGACACCUUGCCGGCAAGAUGAGACUGCUAUCGAGCAGGCAACUGCUCUGCGGGGUCCGCUGAGCCCUUUUGAUCAGGUCGGAUCUGGUGGCGAAAGCUUAUUUGCCUUUAGUACGUUUGCAUGACCACAGCAUUGUCAUCGUUACGCGAGGUAACGGUUGACGUAGGCUAUGAUCUUUGACGAUGUUUGAUGACAUGUAUUUUAUUUCUGAUGACAUGGCCGUGACGAAUAUACUUGAGAGAGUAACACUGCAG